CCGCCCCCCCCCCCCCGCCCCUCUCAUCCUCUUAUCAGCGAGUAAAGCGGCCGACAUGGAUGUCGUCAACCAGUUGGUGGCCCAGGGGCAGUUCACAAUAAUCAAGCAACCGCUUGGAUUUAUAAAAGUCCUCCAAUGGAUCUUUGCCAUCUUCGCCUUCUCCACAUGCGGAAGUUACUCCGGCAUGUUCAAGAUGAGCGUGGAGUGUAAAAAACAGGCGGAGAGCGACCUGGGCAUCGAAGUGGAAUUUGAGUAUCCGUUCAGGCUGCACCAGGUCUACUUUGACGCCCCCACCUGUAAGGGGGGCAACCCCGAGCGUCUGUUCCUGGUCGGCGACUACUCUUCCUCGGCGGAAUUCUUCGUCACCAUCGGCGUCUUCUCAUUCCUCUACUCCAUGGCGGCCCUCUCGGUCUACUGUUUUGUCUUGGAGAAGUACCGUGAGAACAACAAGGGGCCCCAGAUUGACUUCGUCGUGACGGCGGUGUUCGCCUUCAUGUGGCUGGUGUCGUCUUGCGCGUGGGCCAAAGGCUUGUCCGACGUGAAGACGGCCACCGACCCCGAGAGAGUCAUCACCCUCAUCACGGCCUGUGACGAGCGAGAGAAUCGCUGCCGCGAGGUCUACGACCCCAAAGUCUCCGGACUCAACACUUCGGUGGCGUUUGGAUUCAUCAACCUGAUCCUGUGGUUAGGAAACCUGUGGUUCGUCUUCAAGGAGACGGGCUGGAUGGCGGCCUUCGCGGGAACGUACAUGCCGUCGCAGGAAAAGCAGCCCGCCCCCGAUUCCUUCGCCCAGGGCGGCUACGGUCAGCAGGACCCCUACGCCGGCUCCCAGGGGGGCUACCAGCCCGAAUAUGGCCAGCAGGGGGGCUACAACGAGGACGGCGGCUACAGCCAGGGCUACGAACAGCAGCCCACCUCCUACUCCAAUCAAAUGUGAGCCUGCAAGAUGGGUGACCUUGGGAUUCCGGCGCUCGACCGCCGCCUGCAUUUCUGCACUCGUCUGUUAGUCUGUUUGUGUACAUGUGAGUCGGGGUUGGGGGAGGGCUCGACGCGGGAUAGGCUGGGGGGGAAAAAAGGCCAAAAGUGGGUCGACGACACCUUUAGGGAUCGGGACGGGGUCAGGGAGGGAGGGGGGGUCGGAGUCUUGGCUGUAAACAUGAUGUUUAUUCUCGUGAUGUAUUUAACUAUAGAAGACAAUGGAGGAUUGUCUGUUUGGUUAUGCGAGAAAAAAAAAAAAAAUUCACAAAAAAACUUGAAUACAAAAACCAAAACAUGCAUCGAACAUUUCAGACGAAAUCUUGUCAUGGGGGGGGGAGAAAAAAAAAGACUUAAUAUUGGUGGGCGCGGUUAAAAACAUUGUAGUAAUAUUUAACUUGAGAGAAUGUAUCGUCUGUGCUGUGUAAAUAUGAAAAUGCUAAUAUAUAUAUGUAUAUGAUUUGUAUAUGUGUAUGUAUACAUAUAUAUAUAUAUAUAUACAUAUACAUAUACAUGAUUCUGUGUACUCCCUUGAAUAAUUGUGCACUCCAUAUUAGUUGUUAUACAACAAAUGUAGAGCACAGAGUUAUUCAACUGGACUGACUCGGGUUCUGGUCUUGGAGUGUCCCGUUUGAUCGUUGCCCUUCAGCUCCUCUCCCGUACAGUAUUCACGCUGACAUUAUUAUUAUUGUUAUGAUUUUGUCUUUUCUGGCAUCUUUUUCAUGUUAUGUUCUGAUUGGCGUUUUACGGUGGGGGUGGGGGGAAACGGCGUUAGAAACGGGACUAUAAAGGGGAGCCCCACCCCACCCGCGUUUUUCAAGGCGCCCACAAAAAUCGGGAGAUGCGGAAGUGGGAGGAAAGCGGGCGUGGCGGGCGUGGCGGGUGUGGCAUCGCAUCUAUACAACUCCACCAAAUGGACGUUGGUUUGUUUGUUUUUUUUUACCAGGAUGAUCACAAAUGCAACAUUUUGCGGGAGGGGGGGCUGAAAAAGGGGUUAGGUUAGGUUUGGCCUAUGAAUAAUUGCAAGGGGGGGGGGUCUUCGCACUGCAUCCACCUUAAUUAAUAACUAGUAAUUAUGUGCAUAGCAAGGUGACCUUUAGCAGUGCUUUGAAAUGGAUUUUUUUUUCCCACUUAAAUUCUCUGGGUGUGUGUCGUUCCCCCCACCCCCCCAGCGUCCCCGUUUCCAAUUUAUCUUGCCGAUAUUUCUGACUUUCCCGAUUGCGUCUUGUCGUUCGGCCAGAUUUUGUCAGUGAAUUUCAUCCCGUUUGUGCGUUUCAUAAAGUUCAUGUAAUUUUGUUCCCGCCUCACGUGAACUUUGACCCGCGGCGAAAGAAAAUCAGCUCGAGUCCACGUUUUAAGACCUUUCGAAAGUCGUCCGAACAAAAAAAACCGGCGGUGACGUUUCUUCGCAAAUCCUUCCUUCCUCGCGCCCCCGUCGAACGGCGAGUGAAAUUACCGCAGGCGUCGUCUCGCUCUUGCCCUGAGGCACCCCUCAUCUCAUUGGAGAAGCUGGAGGACGGCGGCGGACCAUCUACAGUUCCACAAAGCACAAUUCAGGCAAUAAAGAUAAUUCAACGGCUCUGCCGGUUGCGUCUGACGCGGUUGCCGACGCGUCGCCCUUUGUAGUUUUUGCUUCCGACGCGGACUUCACCUCGUCCGACGCCUCGCUUUUGGAUUCGCUCUUUCUUUCCAAAACAUCCUUUUCUUCUCUCCGUAGCUCUUCUAAAUAUGCUCCAAUGAAAUAUACUCUGUUGUUAGUGGUGAAUGACGUCUUGUGAUACUCUACACCUUUGGAUAGUGCCGUGUUUAUUGUGUAUGAUGUAUACAUAUUAGUAUUUAUGAUCAUGAUAAAGUCAGAGAUGGAACAAUAUCCAAAACUCUCCAGAAUUAUGCUGUAUUCUUUCUGUAUGGGCUCCAUGUGAAACAAAAAUGAAAUAAACUUGAAAUUAUUCUGUUGAAGGUUAGUAUGUGUACUUCUGUUCAAAUAUAUUUUUUUUGUUUUUGGGAAAUUUGCCUGUUUAUAAUUGUUUCACAAAAUAUAGCUGCUUAUCCUCACAAGGGUUGCUGGAGCCCAUCCAAGCUAUUUCCGGGCACCCUCAAACCAGCCCAAAUACAAUUUGCAAUAAUAUUUAUAAAUGAGGAUGCACACUGGUUCAGCUGGUAAAGCGUUGGCCUCACAGUUCUGAGGACCUGGGUUCAAUGCCGGACACGGCCUGUGUGGAGUUUGCAUGUUCUCCCCAUGCCCAAGUGGGUUUUCCCCGGGCAGUCCGGUUUUCUCCCACAUCCCAAAACCAUGCGACAUUAAUUGGACACUCUAAAUUGCCCCUAGGU
Syngnathoides biaculeatus (alligator pipefish) is the source of this 3306-nucleotide messenger RNA. RefSeq names its product synaptophysin b (gene sypb). NCBI's taxonomy places the organism in Eukaryota, Metazoa, Chordata, Actinopteri, Syngnathiformes, Syngnathidae. The transcript is spliced from 7 exons. Gene Ontology annotation, cellular component: synaptic vesicle; presynaptic active zone; synaptic vesicle membrane. Bases 56 to 937 code for a protein of 293 amino acids. The record is from RefSeq and is a predicted model, not a curated record.